UCUCAAAAAAUAAAAUUAAUUUAUAAGAAAAUCUAAAUAGCAAAUAAUUUAAAUAGCAACUUAAAAAAGCUGUCAAAUUAAGUUAAAAUGUCGAAUUUGACCGGUUUUGACAGUGAAGCGGUAGGUUUUGACUGCGUAACCCAAGACUCGAGGCCGUGCAAGAGCAGUUCUUCCCAAACUACGGAGUUCAGUGCGAGCGGAGCUGGGUCCCAAACUAGUACGUCGAAGGACAUUGGCUGUAUGGUGCACCCUGACGACUUGACCGUUGAGGACGAUGUGUUAAAGGAGUACCCGCCACCAGGUCUGAAUGAGUUCCUGCGCAGAGUAGUUCCCGGCGUGAUGGAGCAGCUCCAGCACAACGACAGGCAGCUCCUCGACAACUCCUCAGACUCUGACGAGGAAGAAGUUCUCACGGCUAAACUUCUGCAGGAGAUUCAGGUGAAGCCGGACGGCUCGGGUGACCACCAGGCGUCCGUGCUGGGCGUGUCGUGGAGCGGCACCGGCAACUCCCUGGCGGUGUCGGUCGGGCGGGCGCAGCACGACGCGUGGUGCCACCACACCGGCGUCAUCAGGGUGUACACUCUCAAACGCAGCGAGGACAGAUUUGUGCAUACGACAGAUAUAACGGAGAAGAACUGCGUGACCGUGCUGCAGUACCACCCUAAUGUUGCUGCCCUGCUGGCAUAUGGGACAACAUCUGGUGAAGUGGUCCUCUGCAACCUGAGGAAUGGAGGUCUGGACGAGGGUACGCAGCUGGCGUCGCCCGGCGGCUGCCACGGCGCGCGGCGCGUGUCGGCGCUGCGGUGGGCCGACGCGCCUCUCGCCGAAGCCUUCCUGAUGAUGCAGACCAGCCGCCGGGGCGAACGCAGGGGUGCGGCCGACCAGGUCCUCAUUUCAGCUGGGUCCGACGGGUCGCUGGUGGCGUGGCGCGCCAACGCCAGCGCGCAGGUGUUCCAGCGCAUCGUGGGCUACGCGGUGGACGCGGCGCGCGGCUCCGCGCCGGAUAUCACGUGCUUUGACUUCAUCAGGAGCUCCCCGCUGCGCCCCCUAGCUGAGAAGACGCCGGACGACAUUUUUGUUGUUGGGUCUAAAACUGGCAAAUUAUUCCUGUGCAAGAUCCAACCCCCGCAUAGUCAGUCCGAAUUACUGGACCCCGUAUACGACGUCCUGGAAGGUCACGCCACGUGUGUGCUGGACGUGGCCUUCAACUCGCAGAGACCAGGGGUCUUCGUGUCCGUAUCUAUGGACUCUGAGCUGAGGGUCUAUGACAUAGCCCAAGAGACGCCGUUGAAGGUGAUGUGCCUGGACGCGCCUAUAUCGUGCAUGUGCUGGCUGUCGCCGCCGUGCGUGGUGGUGGGGCUGUCCAGCUGCGAGGAGCUCCUGCGGGUGUACAAUGUGUGCGGCGGCCGCGCGCUGCCAGUCGGCGGGCUGAGCGGCCGCGCAAACGUGAGCUGUCUCGCGGUUAGCCACAGCGGGUCGUGUCGCAUUGCUGCAGGGGACGAGUGCGGCACGGUGCGCGUGUGGGAGCUGCCGUCGCGACGCAUCAAGCUCUCCGCGCUAGACCUAGACUUUUAGAACUUAGGAUAGUACUUAGUAGGUCACUGCAUCCAAACGAUAGAAUGCCAAAAAGAAAUACAGAUUUUAUUUUAAGUAAG
Molecule: messenger RNA, 1655 nt
Organism: Maniola jurtina (meadow brown)
Lineage: Eukaryota; Metazoa; Arthropoda; Insecta; Lepidoptera; Nymphalidae
Exons: 9
Coding region: 88-1575 (495 amino acids)
Biological process (GO): intraciliary transport
Cellular component (GO): ciliary plasm; cytoplasmic dynein complex
Molecular function (GO): dynein light chain binding; dynein heavy chain binding
Source: RefSeq, a predicted model, not a curated record